This is a messenger RNA of Cyprinus carpio (common carp), 1630 nucleotides long. Its product is annotated as myocyte-specific enhancer factor 2B-like. The record is from RefSeq and is a predicted model, not a curated record. The coding region runs from base 186 to 1442 and encodes 418 amino acids. Gene Ontology annotation, molecular function: DNA-binding transcription factor activity, RNA polymerase II-specific; RNA polymerase II cis-regulatory region sequence-specific DNA binding; protein dimerization activity. NCBI's taxonomy places the organism in Eukaryota, Metazoa, Chordata, Actinopteri, Cypriniformes, Cyprinidae. The transcript has 9 exons. Gene Ontology annotation, biological process: positive regulation of transcription by RNA polymerase II.
GUAUGAACAGCUGGAGAUGCGCUGCUGUCUAAAGCUCCCGACGAUCAUCAGGUGAUGUGAACUCAACCAACUCGUCCAUUCAGCUGAUUCAUCUUCUUUUGCAGACUGGUGAUACUGUUCUUAACGACUCAACCGACUGGUUAUCUGUCAAAACCAGGGAAAACCCGCUCCGAACACAAAGCAUCAUGGGGCGGAAGAAAAUACAGAUCUCACGGAUUCUUGACCAGCGAAAUAGACAGGUGACAUUUACCAAGCGCAAAUUUGGUCUGAUGAAAAAGGCCUACGAGCUGAGCGUGUUGUGCGACUGUGAGAUCGCACUCAUCAUCUUCAACAGCACUAACCGUCUUUUCCAGUAUGCCAGCACUGAUAUGGACAAAGUGCUGUUAAAGUACACCGAAUACAGUGAACCUCACGAGAGCCGUACAAACACUGACAUACUGGAGACUUUGAGAAGGAAAGGAUUGGGGUUGGAUAAUUCAGAGCUUGAUCAGGAAGAUAGCGUGACCACGGGAACAGAGAAAUAUCACGACGGCAUGGACCUCUCCAUCACUCGCCAGCGCUAUUAUGCUCCUUCGCUCCUGCCUUCAGAAGUGAUGGGUGCAAGUACUGAAAACGGCUACAGCAGCUCCUCCAGUCCAAACCUAGGUUCCCAUCGGACUCCAACCUACAAACCUUUGUGUAACAGGCUGGCUUCAACCGGUUCUGUCAGCUCCAACUCCCAUCCAGCUCUCAUGGGACCGCACACAGGUCUGGGCUACCCGAUGUUCUCCCAUGGCAACCUGAGCAGAGCCUUGGAGAUGAAGUCUCCGCCCCCUCUGAAUAUGGCCAGUGAUGGACGACGUAUUGAUGCUCACAGCGGACUGUGUGGAACUCGCAGCAAUUUGGCCAAUGUUGUGAGAGAGUCUACAAAAAGAGCACUCUAUCAGAGUAUGAAUGCUGGGGGCCACAUGAUGGCGAUGGGGAAGACAGGCUUACUGGGACACAGUCUGGCCAACUAUGGGGCCUCAGAAUACAACCACCCCAGUUACACUCUGGGUUUUCAGCGCAGUUCUAUGAAUACCUGGCAACAUUUGUCUCAUCAGGAGGCCCACCAGUCCAUGAUCAGCCCUGGGAUGGCAUCAGGAGGAAACUGCUCGUACUCGUCCCAGUGCUCCUCCCCUUCCUCGCCACCACACCCCUCCAUGAUCAUCAAAUCAGAGCGCACCUCUCCUGAGCACAUGCUCUCAGCCACGCCCCCCAGCCAUCACAUGCUGCAGCACUCACCAAUGGAAGAGCCCAAAGUUACCAGCUGCCCUCCGUCAGAGGAAUACACAGCUAUGGAGAGGGAUGAGAUACAGAAGAGCAGUUACUCCGGCCAGCAUGGCCCAAACAGAGAUCCCAGAGAGGGGAAAAGCCACCAGCCUCUGAAGCAACCUGACGGCAGUAAUGGAUGGAUAAGAUAAUUGCCACAACCAUUUCUUUUAAUGUCUUAAAGGAAUAGUUCAUUCAAAAAUUUAAAUUAGCUAAAAAUUGACUCAACCUCAGACAAUGCCUGAUCUAGAUGAGUUUGUUUCUACAUCGGCGCAGAUUUGGAGAAAUGGAUCCUUUGCAGUGAAUGGGUGCUGUCAGAAUGACAUUGCUUACUCCCAAA